This is a messenger RNA of Penicillium mononematosum, 351 nucleotides long. RefSeq lists its product as uncharacterized. Gene Ontology annotation, molecular function: high-affinity secondary active nitrite transmembrane transporter activity. Gene Ontology annotation, biological process: nitrite transport; transmembrane transport. The record is from RefSeq and is a predicted model, not a curated record. The transcript is spliced from 2 exons. Gene Ontology annotation, cellular component: membrane. Bases 1 to 351 code for a protein of 116 amino acids. Lineage: Eukaryota; Fungi; Ascomycota; Eurotiomycetes; Eurotiales; Aspergillaceae.
AUGACUUUCGAUGCACUCUCGCCUCGAGAGGUGACUGAAGCCGUCUCAAGAACGGGGGCACAUAAAGGGAAUAUGCGGCUGGACAAGGUGUUUUUGAGUGCAGUAUCAGCUGGUUGUUUACUUGCAUUCGCUUGCGGGACUACUCUUAGUACCACGGCCACACCCUGGUUUCAAGACAAUGCACCGGGUUUGAUUCGAACUAUCGGCGCCUUGGUGUUUCCUUACGUUUACUACAUUAGCUGUGCUCCAUCGCCGCCUACCUUGGUCAAGAAUGCUGAUUCACUGGGCUGUGACAUUCAUUGGCAACCUCGCCGGAUCUUUAUUUAUCGUGGCUAUCAUCUUCGGCUGUAG